Molecule: messenger RNA, 1151 nt
Organism: Cutaneotrichosporon oleaginosum
Lineage: Eukaryota; Fungi; Basidiomycota; Tremellomycetes; Trichosporonales; Trichosporonaceae
Molecular function (GO): lipase activity
Source: RefSeq, a predicted model, not a curated record
CUCGACAUUCCACUUGCUUGCUAAACGCCUCUUGACAGGCGCCUGCGUGCGCCUACAAGCGCAAGCUGACAACUGCCAGCUUGACGACGCUUACGGUAUCCCAUCAGCCUCGGUCUUCUGGACUCGGCCAUCACCGACGUCAUCGUCUCCCACACUUCACCACUUCUCAUCCACCAUGUCCGACUUCAAGACGGUGAUCUACUCGCGCCCCGAGGGCGUAGACGUCGCGCUCGACUACGCGCUCCCCGCUGGGGCGAGCGCGCGCGCCCCCGCGCCCAUCUUGCUGUGGUUCCACGGCGGCGGGCUCCUGCAAGGCUUCCGCAAAGUCAUGCCGCCCCACAUCCAACGCGCGCCGCAACGCGGCCUGUGCGUCGUCUCCGCCGACUACCGCCUCGCGCCGCAAACCCGCCUCCCCGGCAUCAUGGCGGACAUUAAGGCGUGUAUCGAGUACCUCCGCUCUGCGGAGUUUGCGGCGGAAACGGGCGGCGCCGUGGACCAGAAGAAGAUCGUCGUGUCCGGCGGCUCGGCGGGCGGGUGGCUCGCCCUCCUCCUCGCCUCGGGCAUCGGGUUCAAAGAGUGCGGGAUGGAGCCGCCGGCGCACCCCGCGGCGUGUGCCGCCAUCUACCCCAUCACGGACAUUACGGACCGGUUCUGGACGACGCCGCAGCGCCCGGUAAGCUACCUCGGCACAGAGGUCGACCGGGAGCCCCUCCUCCCGUACUUGGACCCGGAGGCACCCAAGACGUCGUACAGCCUCCCCACGGACGCCCGCAGCCAGAUGUACCACUACAUGCUGCAGGAGGGGAUUGAGCAGCAGCUGCUCCUCGGCGGCGGCGAGGAGGGCGCGAGCGUCGGCGUGUCGCCUGCGAGCUUCCGCAUCGCGGCGGGUAUCGGGAGCGGCAAGUUUGUUCUGCCUCCGACCUACAUUAUCCAUGGAACCCUCGACGACAAAGUCCCCCCGCGGCAGAGCGAAGAGGUUGCGCAUGCCGCCGAAGCCGUCGGCCUCCCCAUCGAGCUCGACCUCGUCGAGGGCGCCGACCACCUCUUCGACUUUGACGAGGGCGUUCAAAUGGACGCCAUGUACAAGUUUAUCAAGUCGGUGCUCUGAUGCUGCCUAUGUAAAUCAAUGCAGGAAGAUCCAUGGAGAAGCA